ACACAUCUAUAUUUAACUUCGAUAUAUUUAUUACACCAACAAGAUUCAUACAUAUUCAAGACCCCAUUUACAGACAGACAAAUUAGUAAAGACAAAACAAAACAACCCCCCAAACCCCCAAAUUAGUUCUUUCUUUCUUUCUUUCAAAAUUCUCUAUUAUUGAAUUCCAAUCAUGCCAUCAGGUGCUAAGAAAAGAAAAGCUGCCAAGAAGAAACAGGUUCAUAAUCCAUCCUCAACUAGCCCUCAUCAAGAAAAUGAUUCACAAGAUCCAUUAGUUGAGGUGGUAAAGAGAGAAGCUAGUUCAUCUGAGGAUAAGGCUAAGGAUGUUAACGAGGAAGAGGGUAACGUCGAGAUCAAAACAGGGUCGAAAUUGAGUAGUAGUUCGAGUUCUAGUGAUAGUUCAGAUGACGAGUCGCAAGUUGUUGACAAGAAUGUAGUGAUUCUUGAACCUGCUCCGGUUCAAUCAGUUCCGGUUAUUGAAUCCCAAGUGCCUGAAGAAAUUUCCCCAACUGUUGAGGCGGUUAAGCCUGUUGAUUCGUUGUUAGAUGAGGUUUCACAAGUGUUUGAUGAUAUUAAGAAUGAGGAGAAAAAGGAUUUAGUUGUGGAGGAAACACCUGUAGUUGUAGAGGAACCGACAGUUGUCGUUAGUGAGUUUGGUUCAACGGAUGACUGCCCGACUUCCAGUGUAGUUGUUGAAUCGGUUGUGAAAGAAAAUGAGGCGGAAAAGUUGCCUUUGUCGGAUGAAAAGGUUUCUUCGGAACCAGAGUAUGUAACAUCUUCUACGCCACCAAAAGACUCGAUUUCUGAAGUUCAUGGUGCAGAUUGUGCAAAUGAAACUGAUACAGUUGAGCACUCUGAUAAACAGGCUACGGUGGCUUCAAAUCCAUUAGCAGUGCAAAAAACGACCUCCUGGAAGAGUUGCUGUGGAAUAUUUGAGUUGUUUUCAGGAUCCCAGAGAAACUGAUCAUAUCGAAGCAUGGGGUUACUGAUUGUUUCAUUAAUCUUAUCGAACUACAAAACAUAGUUUUCGUCUUUGAAGAAGUUUUUUGGUUUACUUUUUUUUCCCCUUCUAUAUUUUUAUCUUGUGAUAUCAAAUAGUAUUUUUGCUUAUUAUUGUGCGUGUGUUACUGAGCUGAUUUUCAUGUGUAAUAUGUCCUUUGGUGCGCUACAUGCUCUUAUACGAAUCAAUGUGUUGCUCA
Molecule: messenger RNA, 1199 nt
Organism: Erigeron canadensis
Lineage: Eukaryota; Viridiplantae; Streptophyta; Magnoliopsida; Asterales; Asteraceae
Product: nucleolar protein dao-5-like
Exons: 4
Coding region: 173-964 (263 amino acids)
Source: RefSeq, a predicted model, not a curated record